Molecule: messenger RNA, 1081 nt
Organism: Eruca vesicaria subsp. sativa (arugula)
Lineage: Eukaryota; Viridiplantae; Streptophyta; Magnoliopsida; Brassicales; Brassicaceae
Source: the annotation of a GenBank genome assembly
AUGUUGUCCCUACUCUCUAUUGGCUUGACUUUUCUUGGUCUUAUUAUCAUUCCUUGUCUCUUUAUCUCUAGGCGUCUAAGUGUUCCCCUCUCCUUUACAAAUAUCUGCAGACUCAAUAAAAUAGCAUCUUCUCAAGGCAACGAUGAAGAAGAGAGCGGUACAAUUGGAAAGAAAGAGAAACAAGAAAGAAUGCCAAAGCAUGUGGCGAUUAUAUUGGACGGAAACAGACGUUGGGCAAAGAAACAAGGACGCGAGACAGCAGAAGGUCACGAGGCUGGAGCGAGGAGAGUUGUAGAGCUUGCUAAGGAAUUUUUCAAUUUAGGGAUAAACAUUGUCUCACUCUUUGCUUUCUCCACUGAGAAUUGGGGAAGACCCGAGGAUGAAGUUAACUACUUGAUGUCCAUGUUUGAGAAAUUCUUGAAGUCAGAGAUACCUAGUUUUCAAAGUUUGAAAAUCAAAAUCUCUAUUAUUGGGAACCGCACGAGUCUACCAGAGUCUCUUCUAGGUGCAAUACUAGAGGCAGAAGAAGCUACAAAGGGAUACGAAGAGAGGCACCUCAUUCUGGCAAUAAACUAUAGUGGAAGAUAUGAUAUAUUACAAGCUUGCAAAAAUAUUGCUGAGAAGGCGAAAAACGAACUGAUACAAGUGGAGGACAUCGACGAAAAGCUGAUUGACAAAGAGUUGAUGACAAGCUGUAGCGAGUUCCCAAAUCCUGACCUAUUGAUCAGAACGAGUGGAGAGCAAAGGAUCAGUAACUUCUUCCUAUGGCAAUCAGCUUACACUGAGCUCUACUUUCCUAAUGUUCUGUGGCCUGACUUUGUCAAGGCGGAUUAUCUCCAGGCCUUGACUUGGUAUCAGCAGAGGGAUAGGCGAUUUGGUCGAAGAGUAUAAACUUUGAAUUUGAUAUCUCACAAAUAAAUGAUUCAGUUAGUGAAUAUGUGUGUUUGUUUUUCAUUUACUUGUUCAAAAUGCUAUUUGAAUUUUUAUUGUUUUUUCUAUUGAAGUUCAUCUAAAAACACUCAGUUUCGCGUUUGUAAUCUUCAAGUAAUAUUUUAUAAAUUUGUUGCUAGGGUGAUGCAGC